This is a messenger RNA of Brassica rapa (field mustard), 858 nucleotides long. Its product is annotated as protein RDM1. The record is from RefSeq and is a predicted model, not a curated record. Gene Ontology annotation, biological process: gene silencing by siRNA-directed DNA methylation. Gene Ontology annotation, cellular component: nucleus; RNA polymerase V complex. NCBI's taxonomy places the organism in Eukaryota, Viridiplantae, Streptophyta, Magnoliopsida, Brassicales, Brassicaceae.
UCACAGCUGACAAGUGACGUUUUAACCAACACGUGUAUAAGUCAUCAUCAUCGUCUUCUUCUCCUUAAAAUCCCUAAUUUCUGAGCUCCGUGGCGCGCCGUCGUACGUUCCACAUCUGCAGUCAGAGAAUCUAACUGCUCGCCUGGGAGACUGAGACCAUGCAAAACCCACGAGCAUCAGAUGACUCCGGUUCUUCCGACGUCGAAGCUGAGAUCAGCGACGGCCUUCCUCCGCUUGACAGAUCUCACAGAGUCGUCGAAGAUGAAGCUUCGUUGGUGAUGAGAGCAGAGAUGUAUCAAGCUUACAUGAAGGAGCUUCCUAUUCCGACAAACCGCGGUUCGGUUAUUCCCUUCACAAGUUGGGUCGGUUUAAGCUUCUCAAUCAAACAGCUUUAUGGUCAACCUCUGCACUACCUCACGAACGUGCUGUUACAACGUUGGGAUCAAGCAAGAUUCGGGUCUGAUUCUGAGUACCAGAGUUUGGAUUUCAUCAUCCAUCCUUGUAAAGCUGAAGCUACCGUCUGGCUCGUUGAGGAAAUCCAUCGUCUCACUUCUUCUCAUCUUCAGAUCGCUCAGCUUUGGGGAUCUGAUCCUAUGUACCACUCGUUGGUUGAUCCCAUCGUUCCUGAGCUACCACGAUCAUGAAACAAGUUCUUGAACACCUUUUCAAGAAUCUUACUUUCUAAGAUUUUAAGUUUAGAUAAUGAAAUGUGAAUGCUCUUUUAUCCUUAUUACUACUUGUGUUUCUGUAAUCAGCACAAGUCAUUCCAAGAAUCAUCUUUUGAAGUUUCUGUAAUUAUCUCUUUGAACACUUACCUUUGAGUAAAGAAAUGAAACCUGUUGUUGUUCUUUGUACAAA